This is a messenger RNA of Diachasmimorpha longicaudata, 2039 nucleotides long. RefSeq lists its product as uncharacterized. The record is from RefSeq and is a predicted model, not a curated record. The transcript has 4 exons. Bases 370 to 879 code for a protein of 169 amino acids. NCBI's taxonomy places the organism in Eukaryota, Metazoa, Arthropoda, Insecta, Hymenoptera, Braconidae.
GGACAUAAAAAACAAAUGAACAAAUGAUAUAGAUAUUUCCACCGAUCAAUCUAAAAUUCUCAAAAUAUUUCUCCAUAAUAAACAUGGAAUAUCGUACGUUACGACACACGGUACGUCAAAAAUUUAAUUAAUACGUCUAAAUUCCUAUUAUAAAAAGGAGACCCGUGUACAGAUCGAUAUCGAUAUUUCUCGAAGAAAUAUCUCGAAAAUGCGUAAGCGUAAGACAGAAACCGAAGCGACAUCUGUCGAUUAUAUUAGUCGCACAUUGGGCUGGAACAAAUGAACCGGUAAAAACCAUCACAUUUGGCAACGUGUUUGAGUGUUUUUAUCCUAUUAUAAAAAGGAGAUAAUUUAUAAUCGUGAAACAUCAUGACAUCUCCACCUAUUAAAUAUACGACCAACAGAGCCAUUGAUCAUUUCAAUGUUGCAGCUACACUCAUGAAAAUCAUCGGCUACGUCGACUGCAUUGAAGGCCUGAGAGAGUUGCCAAAGUCUCCAUCUAAGUGGAUUUACAAGUGCAUUUUAAAUAACAAUGAUGGCAGAAGGGUUCGCAUACUUUGCUCGGGGGAUGAUGCUCUCAAAUACAAGGAUGAGAUCAAGAUGUAUCAGAUAAUAAAAAUCACUGGAGGGAUUAUUAAAGCGGCCAAUCCACAGUAUCGGCGAUCAACGGACACUGUGAGCGACAAAGAAUUUCAAUUUGCACGUAGGAGCACUUUCGACAUCUUUGGCACAUUUAACAUUACGAAUGGAGCUGACAAUGGAAGGUCGAAGGUCAUCUCAUAUAAAAAAUUGAGAUGGAGAACGUUUGUGCUGCUCGCGGGCCAGUCCAGAUCACUGGAUGGCUCAAAGAGCCAUUCAGAAGCAUUACCACGAAACUGAAAGCUGAAUAGCUUUAAUGACGGGCUAUUUACUCUGGAAGUUCAAUUGCAAAAUUGAAAAUUUUUUCUAUAACAAGUUCUAAACUGUUAUUUUUUCACACAAAAAUUGAGUUCUAUAACAAGUUUAACACUGUUAUUUUUUUACGCAAAAAUUGAAUUCUAUAACAAGUUUAAUACUGUUAUUUUUUUACACAAAAAUGAAACAUUGACAAGCUUGAGCUCUUUAAGAAUCUGAUUUUUUACUUUUAAAGACUGCCAACUUCAUAGCAGUAAGGUUAAUACUCAUUUAGCUUUAACAACCAAAACAGGUGGAAUUAUAAUAAUCUAUUCAUGAACAUUAGUAUUUAUUCAGAAUUUAUUUCAAUAUAUGGCCCUGUUUUUGAAGAAAAAGUAUUACUAAACAUUUGUAUUUUUUAUAUAUAACAGAGAAAACUGAAGACUAAUUAAUUUUAUGAUUAAAGUAGAUAAAGCCCUCCGGAAUCACAGAUAAGUGAUACAAAGGAUGUAUUCAUGUUAAUGUUUGUUCAUAGUUCUUAACAUAUGUUGUAAUGUCAAUUAUAAUUGUUGGAACAUUAUUUUUGUUUUCAUUUCAAAAUCCGUCCCACUCCUGUAAAUGUUUAUUGAACGCAAGUGGCAUAGGUUUGGAGUUAAUGGUUUCAUUAAUAAAAAUUUAAAACGCGAUUUUUUUGCAGACAUUCAGUUUGAACCUUCCCUACGGUUGUAAGUCGCAGGUAUACACCUUAGUGCGGCAACAAUGUCUCCUGCACUACUACUCACGAAAAAAAAUUCGCAAGCAGCGAUGUUCUUGGUUAUGUGAAGGGAAUAAAUAAUCUCAAUCGCAUAAUUUGAUGUUCACAAAUAAUUAGAAAAUCUUUAAUUAUUAGAUUAGAUUAUUAUGAGACUAAGAACGCCCUCUUCCUGACUUGACUGAUUGCUGUCGCUAUUAUAGCUAAAUCUCGAAUUUGCGGAAAUGUUCUCGAUUCUGUAUACCGUAUGCUGCCUCGCACUGUAUAGUAUAUGCAAUCUUAGAGCAAUCGAAAUAUAUUAAGAUUUUCCCAAUUGUCUUUUUCCAUGAGUUUUAAUUUUAACUUCGAAGAUAGAAUAAGAGCAUUCAUUUUCUAGAGUUUUCAAUUCUUAUGAUUUGGAAAAGAUGGCGCGUGC